This is a messenger RNA of Penicilliopsis zonata CBS 506.65, 1051 nucleotides long. RefSeq lists its product as hypothetical. The transcript is spliced from 4 exons. The coding region runs from base 50 to 1000 and encodes 316 amino acids. NCBI's taxonomy places the organism in Eukaryota, Fungi, Ascomycota, Eurotiomycetes, Eurotiales, Aspergillaceae. The record is from RefSeq and is a predicted model, not a curated record.
AAAGACUUUAUCAUUUCCAUCCUUCCAUUUACCCAAUUCAAUUCUCAUUAUGGCUGAGGUAUUCAAUUUUACAGUCUUCACUCGGUUCCCUGGGUACAGGAUGGAUAUGCAUCAACCAGAAUCUAGGGAGUAUACCUAUCUUGCACAUGCUUCAAGACUUACCGUCGAUCUCCUCAAUACCGCAAAUGGCCGCCAGGCCCUCUUGGCUCUUGCGAUGGAAUUUGAUGCCGAGCACUAUCAAACCGCAUUAUUUAGAGGCGACCGGCGUCAGGCGCAAUAUUACGUUGAUCUGUUCCUUUCCAAAAUCUCCCAGACAUUUCCUGCUGUGCUGAUUGAUCAGACUGUGACCCAUCCUGACAAUCUGGGACAUCACCAAAGGGGCGAAUGGAGUGGUUCCUACGAGGAAUUCGACCCUCGCAUGCAGAUGAUCUCUCUCAAUGCCUCGAAAGUUUACGACAUGAUCAGGGCUGGCCAGACUGAAGAAAUGGCCCCCAUCUUUUGGAGAUUCCAGUUUCUUUUCGCCACUACAUUGGCCCACGAGGUUGGAGGGCAUCUGCUGGUUACAUUUCUUAGCCAUGGAAAAGCAUUGACCCCGAGGAGAAUUGGGGCCCCGGGAUAUUUCGACCUUGAAGGUCGAUUGGGAGAAGCAGGCCGCAAGUUCGAGAUAUGGCUAUUUGGAGGAACCUUGGAAUAUUACCAAGCCCAAAAUCAGAAUAUGCAUGAUACUGGGAUUCCGCACCUUGUCGAUUUGCGAGGGAGGAAAUUCAGAAUACAUGAUGGAUUCGAGUUGCCGAUGAGGAUAGCAGGGGAAACAACCAUUGCCACAAGGAGCAUGGGCCAUGGUAUUCCAUGUCCACAAUAUGAUCCUUCUGUGCGAUCCAUGACCGCCGGGCAAGCUUUGGAUAGAAGGAUGCAGCAUCUUCUCACUGGAUUCAAUGUUAGGCUGAGAGACAUUUAUAUGCUACCCAGAAAUCCUGGGAUACUCCUUGAAGGAUAUUGAUUGAAGUUGGGGGUAGAAGAAGGUACUACAUAUUCAAUUACAUUACAUAGC